ACAUGGAACUUUAAAUUCAGAGCUUUCUCCAGAACAAAGUCACUUAACCUGCACAACAUCAAAAGAUUCAGCAUUCCAGAUCCCCGCCUGGAGUUGUGUAGGAAAGAAUAGACAAGUCUCCCACAUCUCCUGGCCAAUUUCAAAGCAGCAGCAGCACAGACUAAUACCAAGUCGUGUCUCACGGCUGUUUGUCCGAAGGCUGGCUUUAAAGAGAACAGUGAUAUAUAUGAGGAAUCAGAUGAGGCUGUGCUGGUAAUACUUGCAGCAUAAGACCCUUCCUCCCUUCAGUCUGUUUGACAUACAUGAUUCAACACAGUGCUUUUGGAGUUGCUCAACACAGAUUCCAAGACGGCUGCUGGGGACAGGCCAUCGAGCAUGCCUACAGAAAUGCUACAAGCAGAUAGCAUGGUCAAACCUGUUGGUUCAGCAACUACGUUUACGUCAGCUGUUCCUCUUCGCAUACUAAAUAAAGGGCCAGACUAUUUCCGAAGGCAGGCAGAGCCUAACCCGAAAAGACUCAGUGCCGUGGAACGGCUUGAAGCUGAUAAAGCGAAAUAUGUGAAGAGUCAAGAAGUCAUCAAUGCCAAGCAGGAGCCGGUGAAACCGGCAGUGCUGGCAAAGCCGCCAGUCUGCCCAGCAGUCAGGCGGGCAGCAGGUACCCCUUCACAAAAGCUAUCUAACAAUCAUAAAGCAGACAGCACUGCAAAAAGAGAAAACUUGAAUCUGGAAAUUUUGAAGAAUAUAAUUAAUAGCUCAGAAAGUUCCACCUCAGGGUCAGUGCACAAACACACCGCACGGAACUGGCCCCAGCAUAGACCUGCCUCCACAGAAAUCAACAGGCGCACAUUCGCAGAAUCUAUUCAGGUGUACAGUAACCAAGGUCAUGGUAGUCUACAGGGAGACAACCUCAACGUAACCAAGCGAUUGUUUGAAGACCAAGUCAGUGAUUCAGCCCUGCACAUUUCUCACAGUUCAGCAGAUGUGAGGAGGGUUAUUGAAGGGAAGCCUCUAAAACCAAUCCCCAGUAGCAGUUCUGCCCCUCCUGUUCUACCCAAACCUAAUAUUUCAACAUGUAAUGUACCCAGGUCACCAGCACAAACCCCUCCAGACUUGCCCAACAAUCCAAGCAGGCGACCGUCACUUCAUCGCUCCAAGUCCGAUCUCAGCGACCGAUAUGCCCGUGCUAAUGCUGACGUGGAGCGAUUCUUUAAUUACUGCGGACUUGAUCCUGAAGAACUUGAAAACAUUGGAAUGGAAAACUUCACAAGGGCUAAUUCAGACAUAAUCUCCCUGAACUUUCGCAGUGCGAGCAUGAUCAGUUCAGACUGUGAGCAGUCACGACGGAGCAAUGAUGACCUGACAGAUGACGAGGAAACCAAUGACCGUGUGCCAUACGGUAUUUCAGCGGUGGAAAGGAAUGCCAGGGUGAUUAAAUGGUUAUAUAGUUGCAAACAAGCUAAAGAAUCCCAGAAAAUAUCUCAUGUUUAAGAAAGGGACAAAAAUUUGGGUUAACUGAGAGAUUUUUGUAUUUUUAUUUUGUCUGUGAAUCUUUUAGUUGUGAAGAGUUGCAAUGUCUACUGGGAUUUUUCUUGCAGAUCUCAAUUCCUCUGUGUUGCUAGCUGUCUGUUCUCUCAUUGCAUGCUCAUUGACUUGAAUUCAGAAUUGGCCUAUACUUCAGAUUAUAUGAAGACAUGGACUUUUCAGUUGUAUUAGAUAUAUGCCUAUAUACACAUGUAUUGAUCAAAAACAGCACGGGGUACUAUGUCCACAUUUUAUUGUACAUUUCAAACAAUUAUAUAUGAGAACGUAUGGCCUUUAUUGUGUCAGAAUCUAUUCGUAAAUAAUUGUAACCAGGAAAAAAGAAAAGCAUCUGUCCGCAAUAUUGCGAUGGCAGCCAUUUUGGUCUUGAAACGCAUGGUACAGACCAUGUAAUCUCUAAUAAUCCCAUGUAACCUGUAAUAGUAGUGAGUUGUCUAUAAUAUUUCUCUUGAAGCUGUCCAAUUUAAUGCAUCAGCACGGUUCAGCUCUGACAAUCCAUGUCUUCCAAACCUGCUUCGACUGCCAGUCUAACUGUCUGCUGUAAUGUGGUGCUCAGAAGUGAAAAGUACAGCGGGUGAGCUCAUUAACUUGGUCAUUGUUGCUUUUUAAUAUACUCCAGUACUGCACUUCAUUUCAUAAAAAAGACUGGUGCCUGAGCUGAUGGGGAAACCAGAUUUUUUUUGUACCAUAUAAUUGCUGUUAAGGGUUUGUAAAUACUUUAAAAGAUGUUAUCAGAUCUGUAAAGAAGAAACUGUUAUACGAAUAAAUAGUUUCCAGUCCAUUCA
Molecule: messenger RNA, 2324 nt
Organism: Rhincodon typus (whale shark)
Lineage: Eukaryota; Metazoa; Chordata; Chondrichthyes; Orectolobiformes; Rhincodontidae
Product: protein FAM110B-like
Exons: 3
Coding region: 376-1488 (370 amino acids)
Source: RefSeq, a predicted model, not a curated record